Messenger RNA from Solanum stenotomum, 1326 nucleotides. RefSeq lists its product as uncharacterized. The record is from RefSeq and is a predicted model, not a curated record. NCBI's taxonomy places the organism in Eukaryota, Viridiplantae, Streptophyta, Magnoliopsida, Solanales, Solanaceae. The coding region runs from base 1 to 1326 and encodes 441 amino acids. Gene Ontology annotation, molecular function: nucleic acid binding. The transcript has 5 exons.
AUGCCUCUACGAAGACCAGUCAGAGGUCGUCCUACUGGAUGCAAUGUUGAUGAACAAGAUUUACCCAAUUCACCUGAAGUACAACCGCAAGGAGAAGUGACAAAUGUUGAGUUCCGUGAGGCUAUUAGGAUGCUCACUCAAGUUGUGACUAACCAAGCUGGGCAGCAGAGAGGAGCUCGACAAGAAGAGUUUGAACAAUGGGGAGAUGGUGUUUUGAGAUAUCAAGGUAGAUUGUGUGUACCUAUGGUGGAUGGACUCCAAGAGAGGAUCAUGGAGGAAGCUCAUAGCUCCAGAUAUUCCAUUCAUCCGAGUUACACAAAGAUGUAUCGUGAUUUGAAAGAAGUGUAUUGGUGGAAUAGUAUGAAGAAGAGCAUUGUAGAAUUUGUUGUUAAGUGUCCAAAUUGCCAACAAAUUAAAACUGAUGGGCAAGCAGAGCGCACUAUUCAGACAUUAGAAGAUAUGUUGAGAGCUUGUGUGAUUGAUUUCAAAGGGAAUUGGGAUGAUCACCUACCUCUCAUUGAGUUUGUUUACAACAACAGUUACCACUCUAGCAUCCAAAUGGCUCCUUAUGAAGCUCUUUUUGGGAGAAGAUACAGAUCUCCUAUUGGAUGGUUUGAAGUUGGUGAAGCAGGGUUGAUAGGACCCGAUUUAGUUCACCAAGCUAUGGAGAAGGUGAAAGUGAUUCAAGAAAGGUUGAAAACGGCACAGAGUCAUCAAAAAUCAUACACUGAUGUUAGGAGAAGGGCGUUAGAGUUCGAAGUAGAUGAUUGGGUAUAUUUGAAAGUUUCACCCAUGAAGGCUAUUAUGAGGUUUGGUAAGAAGGGAAAGCUUAGUCCCCGGUAUAAUGGACCUUAUCAAAUAUCCAAAAGGAUUGGCAAUAAAUGCAUGGGCGAUCCUUCAUUGAUCCUACCAACUGAAAAUAUUAGGAUCAAGGAUAGCUUAUCCUAUGAGGAGAUUCCUGUUCAGAUGUUAGAUCGCCAAGUUCGUAGGUUGAGAAUGAAAGAUGUAGCAUCAGUCAAGGUCCUUUGGAGGAACCAAUUUGUUGAAGAAGCUACUUGGGAAGCUGAGGAGGAUAUGAAAAAGAGAUAUCCACAUCUCUUUGAAACCGGAGAAAAUGUUGACCAAGGGAAAGGACAAGCCCGCGUUUCUGGAGCUUGUACUGGUUGUCGACCCCGUGAGGAAGACGACACGAGGGAUCGUACUGGUUACUAUACGAGGGUGUAUGUAGAUGUGUAUGUAUCGAUGGAUCUGGGAAGAAAUGAGCUGCUGUAUGAAUCGAAAUUGCUGGGCUGUUUUUGGGCUGGUUUGGUCUUAAAACCUGGCUGA